AUGAUGCCUGUCUUCCGACCCUCUCGCCGCGACGAAUUCGAGGUCGCAAUCAUUUGCGCGUUACGAAUCGAAUACGACGCCGUAUCCUACGCCAUCGACGAGUUCUGGGACGAGGAUGGCGAUCCGUAUGGGCGAGCUCCUGAUGAUCCGAAUACCUACACAACCGGCCGCAUCGGCAACUUCAAUGUCGUCCUUGCUCUAUUAUCGCGAAUGGGCAAGAUCAACGCCGCAAGCGCUGCAGCUUCCAUGGCCAUGAGCUACAGUGGCCUACGGAUGGCCCUUCUUGUCGGAGUCUGUGGCGGUGCGCCUCGCAAUAGGGAUGACGAAAUCUUGCUGGGGGACGUUGUCAUAAGUAGCAGCGUCAUCGAGUAUGACUUCGGUAGGCAGUAUCCGGACAACGUCGUACGGAAAGCUACUCUCCAAGAUAGCCAUGGCCGGCCAAACAAGGAGAUCCGCAACUUGCUGGCAACACUUGAGACCGACCGAGGGCUCAGCCUUCUUGAAAAACGCACUAUAUCUUUCCUCCAAAAGAUUCAGGUUAAAGUCUCCAAGACAAAGCAUCGGGGAAAGUAUGGUUACCCGGGAAAGUCAGAAGAUACGCUGUUUGAGGCAGCCCACCGCCACAAAUACCAUGUCUUGCCGAGCUGCGCUUGCGUCUCCUGUUUUAGUGACGCCGACCCCGUUUGUGAGGAGGCAAUCAACUCGCCGUGUGCGAAACUUGGAUGUAGUAACGGGCCUAUUGUUACUAGGGAACGACUACGGGCCAAGCAACGGGCAGAACAGGAGAGUGAAGCUACCGCCCAGCAUCCCACCGUGCACAUCGGGCUUGUCGUAUCGGGGGACAAGGUGAUCAAGUCUGCAGCAGAACGGGACAGGCUUUCCAAAGAAGAAGGCGUGAUUGCGUUCGAGAUGGAGGGCGCUGGCGUAUGGGACCAGCUCCCAUGCAUCAUAGUCAAGGGGGUUUGCGACUACGCUGAUAGUCACAAAAACGAAAGGUGGCAACCGUUUGCCGCUGCAACGGCAGCCUCCGCGGCCAAGGCUCUGCUAUCGCUCUGCAUCAAGACCGAUAGGCCAGGAGAUGCCUUCAGAGAGGUCAUCGGGCUCUUCUACCGCGUAGCUGCUUCGCAAGAUGAAGGGCGUGAUACGAAUAUUCUCGCCAUCAAACUCGACAUCGAGAAGUACAUUCUACUUCAAUGGGCCGAAACAGUCAAUCUUCUUCGAGAGAACUUCGACCCGCGCCUGAAAGACCCUGACGCCCAAGACUCCGUCACAACAGUGCUGGCCCGCAUUCGUGACCUUCUUGCAGAUACCUCACAGAUGGAACAAGUAAUGAUCGAUGAUCGAAGGGAGGCCAUCCCCGAUGCGCACCAGGAGACAUUUCAGUGGGCUCUGAAGCCUCCGCCCUGCGAACACCCUUGGGAUGACCUAUCUCACUGGCUCCGGGCUGGUACCGGUAUCUAUUGGAUAUCAGGAAAGGCUGGAAGCGGCAAGUCAACGCUCAUGAAGUACAUUUACUCCUCGGCCAUGACGAAAACUCUCCUGUCGGAAUGGGCUGGUGGUAGCCCAUGCGCAAUGGCCGACUUCUUCUUCUGGUGCGGUGGGACCACAGAGCAGAAAACCCAGUGUGGUCUUGUGCGAGCGCUUCUGUACAAAAUCCUAUCCUCUCACCCAAACCUCAUUCCUGACGCUCUGCCGACCAUGUGGAAGGAGGCAUAUGAUGGCGGGGACAAGAUAGCCUGUCCAUCCCCCGCCGAGGCGGAAAGGGCGUUCAGAGUCAUUUCAACCUCUUCUGAUAUCGGACGAUUCUGCUUAUUCAUCGACGGCCUGGAUGAGCAUCUCGGAAACUACCAGGACAGCAUCUCGUUGAUCAGCCGUCUCGCCGCCGGUCAGAACGUCAAGGUCAUAGUUUCCAGCAGGCCGAUUCCGGAUUGCGUCGCAGCUUUCAGGGGACUACCAUACCUUAACCUUCCAGACUUGACACGGCAGGACAUACAGACAUAUGUACAAGAGGUCAUUGGCCAAAAUCCAGAUAUGAAGAGUUUGUCUGAAGAAGACCCAUGCGGAUCAGAGCAGAUCAUAUCAGACCUCGUUGAGAAGUCUUCAGGCGUUUUCCUAUGGGUUAUUCUAGCAUGCUCUUGCGGCUAUGUUACGCAGAACAAGGGGCACGGGAGUGGACCGAAGUUGGUGGCAACUAUCCUUGGCCUCGCGUUAGUUGCCGACUAUGACCUCAAGCCACCUCCUAUUGAAGUUUGGUCAGAAGAGAAAAAGGUCAGCUUGUGUAAACGUCUCGAAGGCCUGCUGAGAAGCCAUUGCGGGGGCCUUCUCGAGAUUGUCAAACGACGCACCACUGACUUUAAGCCGAAGUUCUGCUUCUGUGGCCCCGAACAUGACGACUGGGUCAACAUGGAGGUGGGCUUUAUGCAUCGCACUGUGUUCGAGUUCCUCAGAGACGAGAGGGUGUGGAAACUCCACUGUCUCAGAUGA
Fusarium falciforme is the source of this 2484-nucleotide messenger RNA. RefSeq lists its product as hypothetical. The transcript is spliced from 3 exons. Lineage: Eukaryota; Fungi; Ascomycota; Sordariomycetes; Hypocreales; Nectriaceae. The coding region runs from base 1 to 2484 and encodes 827 amino acids. The record is from RefSeq and is a predicted model, not a curated record. Gene Ontology annotation, molecular function: catalytic activity. Gene Ontology annotation, biological process: nucleoside metabolic process.